Chelmon rostratus (copperband butterflyfish) is the source of this 2809-nucleotide messenger RNA. RefSeq lists its product as uncharacterized. Bases 319 to 1674 code for a protein of 451 amino acids. The transcript has 9 exons. The record is from RefSeq and is a predicted model, not a curated record. Lineage: Eukaryota; Metazoa; Chordata; Actinopteri; Chaetodontiformes; Chaetodontidae.
AGCGCGUUCCGAGGCUGAACUCCGCGGUCUCCAAAUUGUCUACCAGUGUAACUCCUGCGCAGACAGAACACACACUCUCCCUUCUCCGUUAGCUGUUUCCAGCCCAGCCUCGCGUCAAAGCGUGUAAUAGAGCCGCUGGAGCAUACCGUGCCACUGUCACGUUCUGCCGCGCCUCGUAUGAAGGUGCAGGGCGACUCAAUGCCAGCAGCUCCCCCCGGACAGACGUGAGGCUGACAGAAGAGUCCGAGCUCCUUCCCCGCCAGCUUUUCACAUACACACUCUCUCCCCUUCGCUUCCAGAAGCCUGUUGCCUUCAAAAAUGCCGAGCCAGGGCUCAACAACUAAAAAGUGCGUGGUCUGCCACGCACAACUAUAUGUAGCCUGCAAAACCUGCAAGACGUGCAAGGCAGAGCAGCCGCCUAAGCUGAGGCUCAGAAAAAAAAUGGAAAAGUUUGAUCAGAAGCGGGAGAGCUGGGUCCAUACCCACCAAAAAAACCGGACCACGUCUCAUAUUCGGGAUGAAGCUUAUAUGUUGCUUGAAAAGUUGCACGCUCUGGGAGUAAGGGCUGUUUUGCUUUUGUCAAGGCCUGGAAGAAAGAAAAAUGCCUGGGUGUCUGAGGUUUUGGCACCCCGUUGCAAGCUGACUGAGACAUCACGUACAUGUCUACAAAGAAUGAAAGACCUCUAUGACAUCGUUAUUCAAGGCUGGACCCCACAAGAUGCUUCAGGACAACAAGAAGAACCCUCAUCAGCCCCUCUUGAACCACCAACUGGAUCACAAAUGGUCCCAACAGACCCCCAGGUAGCAAUGGCCCUGCUUGUUCCCUCAACAGUCCCAACUGGGAUUUUGGCAGCCUCAACUGGACCCCCGGCAGCUCCAAUUGGACCACUAAUUGGACAGCCAGCAUCCCUGAUAGGACCCUCUGCUCACCAUGCAAUCUCAGAGCAGCGAUCCCAGAACCUGGGAAAAGGACAAUAUUCCCCCGAAGGACCACCAGCAACCUCCCAAGUUUGUCUUGAAAAAGACGGACAGAGAGAAAUCAAAACUGAAACAGAAAGUUCUCCGACGCCUGUAUCCGCACCAGCUUCCUCGUCCCCAGACAUCAAACUUGAAACGGGAGACAUCGGAUUGACCAGCGAUCACCCCGCCCACCUCAGUUCCUGCCCUGUGCUGUCUGUCACUGUGACGGACACAGGGUUUUUUGGUGACAUGGAAGACGACUGGGAGGAGAGAGAAGAAACAGGGCAUUGUAGACAGAAGGAGAAAGAAAGAAGAAGAAGAGAAAUGGGGCCUGAAAUGCAGAUAUACAGACCGACACAGAGAGGAACUGAGGAAGAAAGCACAGAGGCAAUGUGUGUUGGCCCUCCCACUAAACCCCAGAGUGUGCUGGCUCAGUGUAAAUAUGAGAACACAGCCGCCUCCACCUCUGGACAUGAAGCAGCACAAUUACAAGCGGUGACACCAGAGAAAAGGGUUCCCCAAACAGCCCGAACCCCAGACAUCACUCACACCUCCUACAAGGUGGAGGCUCCACCCUCGAGGCCCUCCAAUAGCUGUGAUCUGGAUUCAAUGGACCUUGAUCAGCUGAGGAGAGAGAAGAUAAAGAUGCAGAUAAAAGUCUUGAGGUUACAAGAGGAAUAUUACACUCAGAAAUUAAAGGGACAUAGAACAUGAAAUGGUUUCAUUGGGGUCUGAUUGUGAAGCUAACGGUUGCAGGACAAAACAAUCACUCAGGGAUCGCUGAGGGUGUUUACAGGUGCAUCAGAAUACUCCAUUCAAAAACUGCCUGUUGACAACGUCAUCACUUCCAUCUGUGUCUCAGUGGAGAGCAGAGGGGUUUACUCACCGUAAACCUGAACCAACAAAAACAACCGCUUGAGAACUGAAUCAAGUUUUUGUGACGAGUUUUAAAGAACUUUGACAGUGACAUCAUGUUCAUGUCUUUCUGUUUGUUGUUGCAAUCCCAACACAUUUUUCUGUGAAAUUUGCAUGCGUGUCUUUUCCUGGAUGUCAUCUCCUAGCUACUAUUUUACACAGUCAGGCCAAGUCUGUCAUGCAUUACAGAUCUUCAAGGUUUUGUCACAUAAUGAACUUUGUGCCAAUUUAAUACUCGUGACUAACUGAGAUCAUAUCCACCCCGUUCUCAACGCCAUGAGGGAAUUUCUUCAAAUUGAGCAUGAACACAAAUAGUAAUAACUCAUAUUUUGCCAAAAAUAAUACCUUUAAUUACAUUCCUUCAGAGUCUACACUAUAUACAGUAUAUGAGUUUGGACAGACAUCUAUGUAAAUGCAACUGUCACAAUUAUUCCACUGAUUGACCUAACAAGACUUUGGAGAGCAGUUGCUUGUGGGUCCAGCUGAGCUGAGGCCAUGUACCAAUGGAGCUACAACAAACACAUCUUAUGACCUUUUGAUUUUGAGACACCAAUAUGCUGUGCUGUGCAUCAAGACCCAGAUGAAAUAGCUGUCUUUAGCCUCAAGCAGCUGCUAAGUGGCAGGUUUUGAAGAAUGAUGUGUUUGUCUGUUCAGGUUUCCAGGACUGUGGGCAGACUGUCGAUGUGUUGUACAGAGACUACAAAAAGUAAAGUGAACCUCAUACAUUGUUAAGAAAAGCCUCUAAAUGUAUUGGAGAGUUGUUAUUAAUUACAACAUGUUAGAGAUGUUUUAUGAUAUGAAUUUCUUUUUAUUCUACAGCAGUUGGACUGUAGAAAUGCAGGCUGUCGACAGUAAAUAUUUGGGUUUUAAGAAAAAGGUUCUUUUACUGUAAUUUGAUGGUAAGUGGCAACCUUAGUUUUUUUUUACCGUUUAA